Molecule: messenger RNA, 1056 nt
Organism: Paramacrobiotus metropolitanus
Lineage: Eukaryota; Metazoa; Tardigrada; Eutardigrada; Parachela; Macrobiotidae
Product: cytochrome c oxidase subunit 4 isoform 1, mitochondrial-like
Exons: 4
Coding region: 196-816 (206 amino acids)
Biological process (GO): mitochondrial electron transport, cytochrome c to oxygen
Source: RefSeq, a predicted model, not a curated record
CUCGUAACAUUUGGGGCUCUGCCGUAUUUCGAGCCAAAUUUAAUCGUAUGUUGUUGCUCCUUUAAAUCUGAAGAACUAGAACUCUGGAUGACUGUUUUGUGAAGAGAUUAUAUUUUUUGGAUGAUCCGAUGAGGUAUUAGCUGUGUAUAAAGGAUUUUAUUGUGAUCGUGGCAUAAAGAGACGUACCGUUCCGCGAUGACGUCGUUGCAUUUCUUGCGCGCUGUACCGCAGCAGGUGCAGCGCUUUUCCAGUGUGGUCUUUCUGCGUCACACGCGUCUGGCCUCGCACGCGGCCACCCUCCAGCAUCCAUCGGGGGAGGUCUGCGUGGAGGACCAGCACGCGCAUCAUCCGUUUGUGCCGCCGUACCGGGAGUUUAUCGGGAAUCGCGAGAUUGUCGGCUACGGAUGGGCGGGCGUUCCUACCUACGGGGACAGCUACAUCUGGCCCUACCCCGCUGUCAGAUUCCGUGAGCCGGAUGGCCGCUACCGCGAACUGGUUAACAAGGAGAAGGGCGACUGGCAUAAGCUGACCAAGGAGGAGAAGAAGGAGCUGUACCGCUACAACUACUGCGAAACCUUUGCGGAAUUCAGCGCUCCUCUCGGCUACUGGCGCAGCAUGGUCGGCAUCUUCUUCUUCUGGAUAUCGCUGGCGUUGUGGCUCUUUAUUCUCCAGAAGAAGAUUUAUCCUCCGCUGCCGGAUUCGUUCAGCGACGAGAACCGUCUGAAGAUGCUGAAAUACAUGAUCGAUAUGCGUGUGGGCGCCAUCGACGGCAUCGGCAGCAAAUGGGACUACGAGAAGGGACGCUGGAAGGAGUAGAGCGCGAAAGAGACGAGUACAGUGGAAUGGUGUCCUGUGUAAAGUGUGUACUGCGCCACCCGAAACUAUUGCUCUGCUCGUAGUGAUUGAGACUGUUCUUGGCAUCCUUGCAUCGCUCGCGCCUGUUUAAACGAUCACCGCCGAAAUGUUCGUGUUUUGUUUUGUGGCUAGCGAAAGAAUUAGUGCCGUUUUUCUGUCGUGGCUGUAGCGGGCAAUAAUGUAAUAAAAUCGUUACGUAUA